Messenger RNA from Pyricularia pennisetigena, 1641 nucleotides. RefSeq lists its product as uncharacterized. Gene Ontology annotation, biological process: carbohydrate metabolic process. NCBI's taxonomy places the organism in Eukaryota, Fungi, Ascomycota, Sordariomycetes, Magnaporthales, Pyriculariaceae. The record is from RefSeq and is a predicted model, not a curated record. Bases 1 to 1641 code for a protein of 546 amino acids. The transcript has 6 exons. Gene Ontology annotation, molecular function: hydrolase activity, hydrolyzing O-glycosyl compounds; calcium ion binding.
AUGCAUUUCCCAGCGCCACCCGUCAACGGCGGGCAUCAGCCACAGCACUUCGCCAACGGCGACGCCACAUGCAACGGCCAUCCGGCCGCCAAGAUGGAGCAGCUGUACGUGGUGCCGGACGACGGGCCGUGUCCGCGCAACCGGACGCUGUUCGAGGCCUUUGAGUGGUACCUCCCGGCCGAGCACAACCACUGGCGCCGGCUGGCCGACAAGAUCCCCAGCCUGGCCGCGCUCGGCGUCACCGACCUCUGGAUCCCGCCCGCGUGCAAGGGUGCCUGGUACACGAGCAACGGCUACGACGUCUACGACCUGUACGACCUGGGCGAGUUCGACCAGCGCGGCGCCAGGCAGACGAAAUGGGGGUCCAAGCAGGAGCUGCUGGAGCUCGUGGGAGUCGCCGACAGGCACGGCGUUAAGAUUCUGUUUGAUGCUGUGCUUAAUCACAUGACGGGUGCCGAUGAGACGGAGGCUGUCUUGGCAGUUAAUGUUGACCCUGAUGACCGCCGCCAAGAAAUAAGCACGCCACACCAGAUUGAGGCUUGGACCAAAUUCAACUUCCCAGGUCGAGGCGACACGUAUAGUCCGCUCAAGUGGUCCGCACAGCAUUUUACUGGUGUCGACUAUGAUCAGGCUUCCAAGACCAAUGGUAUUUGGAAGUUUCUUGGCAAAGAGUGGGCACGCGAUGUGGAUGGAGAAUUCGGCAAUUAUGAUUUUCUCAUGUGCACCGACAUCGACCACAGCCACCCCGAAGUCCGGCGCAACUUCUUCCACUGGGUGCAGUGGCUCGCGUCCCAGAUGAAGCUGGGCGGGCUUCGUCUGGACGCCGUCAAGCACAUCUCGGCAUCUUUUAUGCGUGAUUUCGUGAGUGUCAUCCAGAAUACCGUAGGGCGGGACUGGCUCCUCCUCGGCGAGUACUGGAGUGGGGAUGUCAAGGCCCUGCUUGGGUACAUUGAGCGGCUGGACCACCGAGUAUCGCUCGUCGAUGUGCCUCUUGUCGAGAGCUUUUCCCGCAUCUCACGGGGCGAGCAGCCAGAUUUGAGAAGGGUUUUUGAAAACACGCUGGCGGCCAUAAAACCUAAUAAUGCAGUCACAUUCGUUGUGAACCACGACACACAAACCGGACAGACCCUAGAGACACCAGUAGAGCCCUUCUUCAUCCCGAUCGCCUACGCCAUGAUCCUGCUGCGCGCCAACCACGGCACGCCCUGCGUGUUCUGGUGCGACCUGUACGGCACGCUGCUCCCCUCGCGGCCGGGCCCGGCGCCGCUCGGCGGCCUCCUCACGGCGCGCCUGAUGCUGGCGCGCCGGCUCUGGGCGUACGGCACCGAGGCGGCCUACUUCGCGGGCAAGGGCGCGCAGACCUGCGUCGGCUUCACGCGCUUCGGACACGCCGCGCGGUCCGGCGGUGCGGGCCUGGCCGUCGUGGCCAACACGGGCUUCGAGCGCGCCGUCAGGCGCAUGCGCGUCGGCUCCGCCCAUGCCGGCGAGCGCUGGACCGAUCUGCUUCGGCAGGUCUGGGGCACCGUCGUCAUCGAUGCUGCCGGCUACGGAGAGUUUCCUGUCGGGUCGAGGGGAGUGAGCGUUUGGGUUCACGAGGCGGCCCAAGGGAGGGAGGCCGUGGAUCGCUUGGUGUCGCUAUGA